This is a messenger RNA of Acaromyces ingoldii, 1165 nucleotides long. RefSeq lists its product as hypothetical. NCBI's taxonomy places the organism in Eukaryota, Fungi, Basidiomycota, Exobasidiomycetes, Exobasidiales, Cryptobasidiaceae. The coding region runs from base 341 to 925 and encodes 194 amino acids. The transcript has a single exon. The record is from RefSeq and is a predicted model, not a curated record.
CCCUCCACGACCAGGAAGAAGAAAGCGUUUCAUAGGGAUAAAAAAAGUCAAACGGAAAAAAGUUGAAAUAAACUCGGACCGAAUCGGGACUAUUUCCCCUCUUUCUUCUUCAUGGCCUGCCCACAUCACCACAAUUGGCAGCCGAUGCUUGCACAAACGUCUGCUCACCUUGGUUGUAGAACAUGUCUCGAAGAUUAGCCAGACCGCCGUGGCCCUGAGCAUAAGACUCAAUGUCAGUAGCUGCAAAGGGCUAAGCAGCCACAAGGAGAAGGAAGAGGCGCGAGGGGGGCACUUACAUGGGCGCUCAGGUGCACCGAGCUGGCGUGAGGGUCGUCCUCGUAUGUCUUGUCAUCGGGUGUCGGCUGUCGGUGGGGGGAUCCAUUCUUUAACCUUUUGCUGUCUUCUCGCAGCCCUCUCAGCUGCUACUCACCUGCACGGGCUUUUGGCGCGGCGAGGUGAUGCCAUUGGUACCUGGCGUCGUCAUUUUUUGCAAAGUUUCGCUUACUUGUGUUGCGUCGUGGUCUCGAAAGGACUGUCCUGCCUGAUGUGGGGGAAGGAGAAGGGUUGUGUUGUGAGUGGGAGCUGUGCGAAAGCCAGGAAAGGACAUAGAAACCAAUGCAAGCCACGCCCUUUGGACACGCGCGGCUUUACUCUUAUUCCCAACGAGGCCGUGCAUUCAUUCGUUCAUUCCCAUUUCCCCCCUCAUUUGCCCGUUGGAUGCUCGACCCUAGCUGCUCACCUGAUCAGCUCUUGUUGGAACGACUUUUUGUUGGUCAGGCGGUUGGGACAAUGUUGCGGGGAAGCAAGCCUUGAGCAGGCUGCGUUUAUAUUCCAGCGCCUGCCUCGAGUCACUAGCCGCUCGUUCGUCAAGGGAGACGCAACACUUCCCUCCACCGCGUCUAACACUUCAAUUGGCAGUAACUAGCUAGCUAUAUCACUAGUAGUAGUACAGCAGUGGACCCCGAUGCUCCCCUACCUGCGUGAAAGACGGGGCAGUGCUGUGGCAGAUGUGCUGCGUGGUGAUGCACCGCAAUUGAUAUUAACAUCUGGAACCCAACCCCGCAUUCAACCACACCUCGAUCUGUCUUCCCGAGCCACAAGAGGAGAGGGAAAAUAAACGUCGUGGCUACAUCGUCUGACAGGUCUGGAGGGGCCGUGCGCGCAA